Messenger RNA from Exophiala bonariae, 1437 nucleotides. RefSeq lists its product as uncharacterized. The transcript is spliced from 5 exons. The record is from RefSeq and is a predicted model, not a curated record. Gene Ontology annotation, molecular function: metalloendopeptidase activity; metal ion binding. Gene Ontology annotation, cellular component: mitochondrion. The coding region runs from base 1 to 1437 and encodes 478 amino acids. NCBI's taxonomy places the organism in Eukaryota, Fungi, Ascomycota, Eurotiomycetes, Chaetothyriales, Herpotrichiellaceae.
AUGGCAACACAGCGGCUGGCGCUGAAUCUACAGCGUUCCCUUCGAAACCGCAAAGCUCUCGCCUCCAUUCAAUCUCCUCUCAGACGAUACGCAAACCCCAUCACUCCCUCGAGAACCGAGAGCACCACACUUUCCAACGGCUUGACGAUCGCCACCGAACACUCGCCAUGGGCCCAGACCUCGACCGUGGGAAUCUGGAUCGAUGCUGGUAGCAGGGCUGAGACCGAUAAGACCAAUGGAACUGCUCAUUUCCUCGAACAUCUGGCUUUCAAGGGAACUGGCCGACGCGACCAACAUCAACUAGAGCUCGAAAUCGAGAACAUGGGAGGUCACCUGAACGCAUACACUUCUCGUGAAAAUACUGUAUACUACGCCAAAUCCUUCAACUCGGACGUCCCCAAGACCGUCGACAUCCUUGCCGAUAUUCUACAGAACUCCAAGCUCGAUCCCAAAGCUGUCGAACGAGAACGUGAUGUUAUUCUCAGGGAACAAGAGGAAGUUGACAAGCAAUUGGAAGAAGUUGUCUUUGAUCAUUUGCACGCCACCGCCUACCAAGGCCAACCUCUAGGUCGCACUAUCCUCGGACCACGGGAGAACAUUCUCAGCAUUACUCGUGAUGAUUUGGUCGAUUAUAUUAGCACAAACUAUACUGCCGAUCGUAUGGUUCUCGUUGGAGCCGGUGGUGUUCCUCACGAAGAACUCGUCAAAUUGGCCGAGAAACAUCUUGGUGGAUUGAGAUCUGCACCUCCUACCUCGUUCGCCGCCGAAGUGGCCGCUGAACAAAAGCGAAAGCCCGACUUUGUUGGCUCCGAAGUCAGAUUGAGAGACGACACUAUUCCUACAGCUCACAUUGCCAUCGCCGUUGAAGGUGUGAGCUGGAAGGAUCCCGAUUUCUUCACUGCCCUGGUGACCCAAGCCAUCGUUGGUAACUGGGAUCGCGCCAUGGGUAACUCCCCAUAUCUCGGAAGCAAGCUGAGCACAUUUGUUAAUGCCAACAACCUCGCCAACAGCUUUAUGAGCUUUUCCACCAGCUACAGUGAUACCGGUCUCUGGGGUAUUUACCUCAUUACUGAGAACAAGACUCAAAUCGAUGAUCUGGUCCACUUCACACUCCGAGAAUGGUCAAGACUAUCAUUUAACGUCACCGAAGCCGAAGUAGAACGUGCCAAGGCCCAACUCAAAGCCUCCAUUCUUCUAUCCCUCGAUGGCACCACCGCCGUCGCAGAAGAUAUUGGACGACAGAUUGUGACCACCGGACGACGAUCAGACCCCGCCGAGAUCGAGAGAGUCGUCGGUGCCAUCACAGAAAAGGACGUCAUGGCAUUCGCCCAGAAGAAACUUUGGGAUCAAGACAUCGCCAUCUCUGCUGUCGGUUCGAUCGAAGGUCUCCUCGAUUACCAGAGAAUAAGAAGCGACAUGAGCCGAAACACAGCAUAG